This is a messenger RNA of Penaeus chinensis, 459 nucleotides long. RefSeq lists its product as uncharacterized. Lineage: Eukaryota; Metazoa; Arthropoda; Malacostraca; Decapoda; Penaeidae. Bases 1 to 459 code for a protein of 152 amino acids. The record is from RefSeq and is a predicted model, not a curated record. The transcript has 3 exons.
AUGUGGUCUUUAGACAUGUGCAUAAUAUUUGCUGAGGGUAUGCUUUGUAUGGUACCUGCAAUUACUGGAAUGAUAGGUGAAGCAUUUACAGUGGGAUCGAAGUUAAAGUACCAGUCCAUUGCGGAGGCUGAACAUAAUGGGAAAGUACACCCCUAUGUUGAGAAGAAGAAGGCGCAAAAGAGACCUGACGAUGCCAGGCGAGAGAAGAAGCCUGACGAUGCCAAGCGAAAGAAGAAGCCUGACGAUGCCAGGCGAGAGAAGAAGCCUGACGACGCCAAGCGAAAGAAGAAGCCUGACGAUGCCAGACGAGAGAAGAAGCCUGACGAUGCCAGACGAGAGAAGAAGCCUGACGAUGCCAGGCGAAAGAAGAAGCCUGACAACGCCAAGCAAAAGAAGAAGUCUGAGAACGCCAAGCAAAAGAAGCCUGACGACGCUAAGGAGAAGCGCGAGUCCUCCUGA